This is a messenger RNA of Pseudozyma flocculosa PF-1, 5340 nucleotides long. Its product is annotated as DNA-directed RNA polymerase II subunit RPB1. The coding region runs from base 1 to 5340 and encodes 1779 amino acids. Gene Ontology annotation, cellular component: RNA polymerase II, core complex. The record is from RefSeq and is a predicted model, not a curated record. Gene Ontology annotation, biological process: transcription by RNA polymerase II. NCBI's taxonomy places the organism in Eukaryota, Fungi, Basidiomycota, Ustilaginomycetes, Ustilaginales, Ustilaginaceae. The transcript is spliced from 2 exons. Gene Ontology annotation, molecular function: DNA binding.
AUGAGCGCUGCCGCCGGUCAAUCGUUUGCCCACUCGACGGCGCCCACCCGCGCCGUCAGGGAGGUCCAGUUUGGCAUCCUGAGCCCGGAAGAGAUUAGGGCGAUCUCGGUGUGCAAGAUCGAGGUGCCCGAGGUCAAGGACGAGGCCGGCAAGCCGAGGAUCGGUGGUCUCUCUGACCCGCGCCUCGGCACCCUCGACCGCAACUACAAGUGCCAGACGUGCGGUGAGGGCCAGGCCGAGUGCCCCGGUCACUUUGGCCACAUCGACCUGGCCAAGCCCGUCUUCCACAUCGGCUACCUGGGCAAGGUAAAAAAGAUCCUCGAGUGCGUCUGCACUCACUGCGGACGCCUCAAGUCGGAUCCGGUGACCGACCCGGCGUUUGCGGCCAUCCUGCGGGCGACGGAGCGGAAUCGCAAGCGUCGCUUCCAGCGGGUGUGGGAGUACUGCUCGAAGAAGAUGAUUUGCGAGGCCGACGACCCCAAGGACGAGGACGAGAUGGGCUUCGAGGAGCAGCCCAAGCUGGGCCACGGCGGCUGCGGCCGCUCGCAGCCAGCGAUCCGGCGAGAGGGCCUCAAGCUCUUCUCGCAGUGGAAAAAGGGCAAAGGCGAGGACGAGGAGGGCGAGGAGACGGCCAUCAUGCAGCCCGAGAAGCGGCCGCUGCCGGCGUCCGAGGCGCACACCAUCCUCAAAAAGAUGACGUCGACCGACAUCGCGAUGCUCGGCCUGUCGGAGGAGAACGCGCGGCCGGACUGGAUGAUCAUCACGGUGCUGCCCGUGCCGCCGCCGCCGGUGCGUCCGUCGGUGCAGGACGGAGGCGAGGACGACCUGACCUACAAGCUGGCCGACAUCAUUCGCGCCAACGCCUCGCUCAAGAAGAUGGAGCAGGAGGGCACGCCGGCGCAUAUCCUGGCCGACUUUGAGCAGCUGCUCCAGUUUCACUGCGCCACGUUCAUCGACAACGACAUUGCCGGCCAGCCGCAAGCGAUGCAGUCGAGCGGCAGGCCGAUCAAGUCGAUCCGCGCCCGCCUCAAGGGCAAGGAGGGCCGGCUGCGAGGCAACCUGAUGGGCAAGCGUGUCAACUUUUCGGCGCGCACGGUCAUCACGGGCGAUCCCAACCUCGAGCUCGACGAGGUCGGCGUGCCGCGCUCGAUUGCGCGCAACCUGACCUACCCGGAGCGUGUCACGCCCUACAACCGCGCCUGGCUGUCGGAGCUCGUCCGCAACGGCCCCAAUGACUACCCGGGCGCCAAGUACGUCAUCCGCGACACGGGCGAGCGCAUCGACCUCAAGUACAACCGGCGGAGCGACAUGGCGCUGCAGCCCGGGUGGAUUGUCGAGCGCCACCUCAAGGACGGCGACUAUGUCCUCUUCAACCGGCAGCCGUCGCUCCACAAGAUGAGCAUGAUGUCGCACCGGAUCAAGCUGAUGGACUACUCGACCUUCCGGCUCAACCUCAGUGUCACGCCGCCGUACAAUGCCGACUUCGACGGCGACGAGAUGAACCUUCACGUGCCGCAGAGCGAGGAGACGCGCGCCGAGCUGGCCCAGAUCGCCUGGGUGCCGCGGCAGAUUGUGUCGCCGCAGGCCAACAAGCCCGUCAUGGGCAUCGUCCAGGACACGCUGUGCGGCGUGCGCAAGUUUUCGCUGCGAGACUGCCUUCUCGACUACGUCCAGGUGCAGCAGAUCCUGCUGUGGGUCGCCGACUGGGACGGCGUCGUGCCGAUGCCGUGCAUCCUCAAGCCCAAGCCCUACUGGUCGGGCAAGCAGAUCCUCUCGAUGUGCGUGCCCAAGGGCAUCAACGUCUUCCUGGACAAGGACAAGGGCCUCAAAAACAACUUCCUCAAGGACGACGGUGUCUACAUCGAGAACGGCGAGAUCAUGUACGGCGUCAUCAACAAGAAGGUGGUGGGCGCGGCGGCCGGCGGCCUGAUCCACAUCAUCUUCCGCGAAAAGGGCCCCGUCGUGUGCAAGCGCUUCUUCUCCGGGCUGCAGCGCGUCGUCAACUUCUGGCUGCUGCACAACGGCUUCUCGAUCGGCAUCGGCGACACAGUGGCCGACAAGGCGACAACCGAGAACAUCAACACCACCAUCGCCGCCGCCAAGGCCGCCGUCAUGGACUACAUCCGGUACGCGCGGCACGAUUGGCUCAAGUCCGACGCCGGCAUGACGCUGCGCGAGUCGUUCGAGGCCAACGUCAACCGCGUACUCAACCAGGCGCGUGACGACGUCGGCAACCACGCCGAGGGCAGCUUGCCCGACUUUAACAACGUCAAGCAGAUGGUCGUCGCCGGCUCCAAGGGCUCGUUCAUCAACAUCUCGCAGAUGUCGGCGUGUGUCGGCCAGCAGUCGGUCGAGGGCAAGCGCAUCCCCUUUGGCUUCCGCCACCGCAGCCUGCCCCACUUCACCAAGGACGACUUCACGCCCGAGUCGAGGGGCUUCGUCGAGAACUCGUACCUGCGAGGGCUGACCGCGCAGGAGUUCUUCUUCCACGCCAUGGCCGGUCGCGAGGGUCUGAUCGACACGGCCGUCAAGACGGCCGAGACGGGCUACAUCCAGCGCCGACUGGUCAAGGCGCUCGAGGAUGUCAUGGUGUGCUACGACGGCACCGUGCGCAACUCGACCAACAACGUCAUCCAGUUUGCCUACGGCGAGGACGGCAUCGACGGCGCCCAGGUCGAGACCCAGGGCCUGCUGACGCUCAAGCUCAACGACGCCGACUUCCGCCGCAUGUUCAAGGUCGACCUCCACGAGGGCGGCUUCAAGAAGGGCACCCUCCGUGCCGGCCUCGGCGACUGGUCGCAGGAGCUGCAGGACGUCCUGGACGACGAGUUUGCGCAGCUCCAGUACGACCGCGACCUGCUGCGCAACGAGAUCUUCCAGUCGGACCAGGUCCAGGUGCGGCUGCCGAUGAACGUGCCGCGCCUGGUGCUCAACGCCCAGCAGAUCUUCCACAUCGACCCGCGCAAGCCGAGCGACCUGUCGCCCUUCGACAUCGUCCACGGCCUCCGCCGCGUCCUCGAGCAGCUCGUCGUCGUCCGCGGUGAGGAUCCGAUCAGCCUGGCGGCGCAGGAGAACGCGACGCUGCUGUUCAAGAUCCACCUCCGCUCCUACCUCUGCUCCAAGAUGGUGAUCGAGGAGCACCACAUCAACAAGGAGGCGUGGGAGUGGAUCCUGGGCGAGAUCGAGGGCCAGUUCGCGCGCAGUGUGGCCAAUCCGGGAGAGAUGUGCGGCACCCUGGCCGCCCAGAGUAUCGGAGAGCCGGCGACGCAGAUGACGCUCAACACGUUCCACUAUGCCGGUGUGUCGAGCAAGAACGUCACGCUCGGCGUGCCGCGUCUCAAGGAGAUCAUCAACUGCGCCGAAAACAUCAAGACGCCGUCGGUCACCGUCUACCUCACCGACGAGUACAGCCAGUCGCAGGAGUCGGCCAAGGUGAUCCAGACGGCGCUGGCGCACACCACGCUGCGCACCGUCACGUCGGCCGUCGAGGUCCACUACGACCCGGACCCGUCCAACACCGUCAUCGAGGAGGACAAGGACUUUGUCGAGGCCUUCUUCGCCAUCCCCGACGAGGAGGUCGAGGCGAGCCUGGAGCGGCAGUCGCCGUGGCUGCUGAGGCUCGAGCUGGAUCGAGCCCAGAUGCUCGACAAGAACCUCACCAUGGCCGAGGUCGCCGCCAAGAUCAGCGCCAUGUUCGGCCAGGACAUCUUUGUCAUGCACUCCGAGGACAAUGCCGAGCAGCUCAUCCUGCGCAUCCGCGUCGUCGACAACGACCCGGAAAAGGAGGCGCAGGGCGAGGAGGAGAUCUUCCUCAAGAACCUGGCCACCCAGAUGCUGAGCGAGAUCGACCUCAAGGGCAUCAAGGGCAUCAAAAAGGUCUUCAUCGUCCAGCAGGACAACAAGACCCGGCGUGUCGACCCCGUCACGGGCGACUGGCGCACCGUCGUCGAGUGGGUGCUCGAGACGGACGGCACCAACCUCGCCGAGGUGCUUGCCGUCGACGGCGUCGACGCGGUCCGCACCUCGUCCAACAACCCCGUCGAGAUCUUCCGCGUGUUUGGCAUCGAGGCGGCGCGCAACUCGCUGCUCAAGGAGACGCGCGCCGUCAUCGAGUUUGACGGCUCCUACGUCAACUACCGCCACCUUGCCAUGCUCUGCGACAUCAUGACGAGCCAGGGAGCGCUCAUGGCCAUCACGCGCCACGGCAUCAACCGCACCAACCAGGGCGCGCUGAUGCGGUGCACCUUCGAGGAGACCGUCGAGCUGCUCGUCGAGGCAGCCGCCAUGGGCGACGUCGACGACUGCCACGGCGUGGCCCAGAACGUGCUCCUGGGCCAGCUGGCGCCCAUGGGCACCGGCGCAUUCGACCUCAACAUCGAUGUCGACAUGCUCAAAGACGUCAUUGUCAACCAUGCGCUGCCCUACGACACGAUGCUGGCGGCGAGGAACAUGGACGCCUCGGGCGGCAAGACGCCCGGCGGCAUGACGCCUUACGACUCGAGCUCGCCCGCCUCGGACGACGCGUUCCGCGUGCACGAGCAGGCCAUGUUCAGCCCGCUCGCCCAGGCCGGCGGCGACGAGGGCGGCUACAGCGACUACCUCAGCGCCGGCCAGAGCCCGAUGCGCACGCCGCUCGGAGGGCAGAGCCCGGGGCCGGGCUACGGCUUCUCGCCCGUCUCGCCGGGCUACGUGCCGACCUCUCCGGGCUACGCCACCAGCCCGGCGGGCGCGCUGGGCGCCAUGAGCCCGUGGACCGGCACCAAUGGCAUGGGCGCCACGUCGCCGGCCUACAGCCCGACGUCGCCGAGGAUCUUUGGCGGCGCGACCAGCCCGAGCUACUCGCCGACGUCGCCGAGCUACAGCCCUGCGAGCCCCAACUACUCGCCCUCGAGCCCCACGGGUCACGGCAUGAGCUACUCGCCCACCAGCCCGCGGAUGAGCCCGACGAGCCCGGCGGCGAGGUACGGCGCCGUGACGAGCCCGCAGUACUCGCCCGCCUCGCCCCGCUUUUCGCCGGCGAGCCCCAACUACAGCCCGGCGAGCCCGGCAUACACGCCCACGUCGCCCGUCUACUCGCCCACGUCGCCAGCGGCGGCGCGGCCAGGAGGCGGCAAGGGCUUCAGCCCGACGUCGCCGGCCUACUCGCCGACGUCGCCGCAGUACUCGCCGGCGUCGCCCGCGUUUUCGCCAACGUCUCCGCAGUACUCGCCCGCAUCGCCCCAGUACUCGCCCAGCAGCCCGGCCUUUGGCGGCGCCACCAGCCCGGGUCCCGCAGCGUCGGGUGGAGCCGCCUCGCCGCGGCGGAGCCGCAUGUCCAACAAGCCGGCGUGGCAGCGGUGA